Messenger RNA from Aspergillus saccharolyticus JOP 1030-1, 1200 nucleotides. RefSeq lists its product as uncharacterized. The record is from RefSeq and is a predicted model, not a curated record. Lineage: Eukaryota; Fungi; Ascomycota; Eurotiomycetes; Eurotiales; Aspergillaceae. The transcript has 5 exons. The coding region runs from base 1 to 1200 and encodes 399 amino acids.
AUGCGUCUGGUGCAGGCCAUCCGCGGCCCCGCCGAUCUGCUCUGGGUCGAUUUGGACCAUAGGAGCAAAGCCACCAGCACCCCCCCCCCCUCCAAGUCCAGAGGGCCAACCCUGGGCCAAAGCAUCUCCGCCACCCACAUUGCAACCGCAACCGGGGUGAGCGAAGAGACCAUCGUGGGCAUGAUGCGGGCUGUCACCCCGUGCGGACCGUUUCGCGAGCCAGCCGUCGAGACAUACACCCACCCGCCUGACUCGGAGAUGGCUCUGCUGGUGCCUCCCAUGCGUGCCGUCUUGGGUUUCAUGGGCGCGGUGCCUUUCCGUAUCUGGACGAAGCUCAGUCAUGAACCACUCAACUUACUCCGCAAUCUCUGUCCACACCACCAGCGGCAGGACAGCUUGAUCGGCUUGCGCAGCAACCCGUCCACCCUCCGUGCAUCAAUGCGAAAACCAGACGAUGUCCGAGAAUAUCUCGCAGAGCCCCGAGCGACUAUUCCGGCUGAACGAUGUCAUGGCCGAGAUCUCGGGCGGGGCUAUGCUCUGUAUCUCUGCUCCGAGCAAUACGAGGCUGUCAUUGACUGGAUUGAUUCUCGUGGAGUCCCCGCGUUUUCGUCCCCGGACUCGGUUUCUUCCCGAUGCUUCCCCCUCCUAACCCUAAUCCAGCACCACAUACUUCACCUGGUCGACCGUCUCGAUAUCCAGUUUCCCACCCCGAUGCCAAGUCUGGGUGACUGGGAAGAUGCCUUCACCAAAGCCAAAGCCCCUCUGGCGCAUAUGACCGACGCGGCGAAGAAAAACAUCACCUACGGCUCCUCGUCGACCACCAAUGCCUGCUGGUCAAAAACACCAACCACACCUCCCCCUCCAAGCCCCACGCUUCCCUCUCCUUCUUCGACUACGACGCGGGUCGCCGCCCCGCAGAACACGAUGGACGAACUUAGCUGGAGCAUGUGGUCCAUUUCAUCCGGGGUUCGGGUAUGGCUUGACGUACGCGGAGUUGAAAUUCAGUACGAGGAUUUGGGGGUUGAGAGGGUGGAGAAUGCGAGCACCUCUUGUUUGGCCCCGGAUGUGCAGGACGGGCUGGAAGAGGGAGGGUUGGCCGCGCGGUGGGAUGCGGUGAUGAGGGUGCGCUGUAUGGUGAAGAACACGGAAGAGGUUGCCGCGAAGGAGGUCGUGCAGUUGUCGGGGAGGGUUAGUUUUUAA